AUGCAGGACCAGACAGCGGUCCACCGGCUCGUUCUUAACAUGGGGGACGAGCGCGGCGGCCGCGCGAGAACGACGACCAUCCACAGCGUGCGCUCGCUCUCGCGCUCCCCCUCGCCCACCCGCUCCCCCACGCGCGCCCCCAGCCCCGCCCGCCGCGCCAACGGCGCGCCGCUGCCGGGCAAGCCGCGCGCGGGGCGGGAGGCGCGGCGGCGGCGGGGGCGGCGGGGGCUUUUACUCGUCCUGGCGGCGGGCGCCUGGGUGACUGCCAGCUCGGGCGCAAUUCUCAUCAACAAGACCAUCCUUGUGGAUCUGCACUUCCCGUACCCCUCGCUGGUCGCCUCCAUCGGCAUGGUCGGCUCAUGGAUCGCCUCGACCGCAGCCUGCAGCUGGCCCGGCCUCGUGCCGCGCCAGCCGGACACGGGGAUUGGAUUCGUGUUGCGAAGCGUGGCGCCGACGGGGCUGGCGAUGGCGCUGGCGGUGUACCUUGGAAACCUGUCUUACCUCUAUCUGUCAGUCGCCUUUGUGCAGAUGCUGAAGGCGCUCACGCCGGUGGCCACCCUGGCUGUAGGCUGCGCCUUUGGCCUGGAGCGCGCCACCGGCCAGCUGUCCGCGUCGGUGGGCCUCAUCACGCUCGGCGUGAUGGGGGCGUCGUGGGGGGAGGGGCGGUUCAGCGGGGUGGGGGUCGCCGCCAUGGUCAUGUCUGUGGCUGCGGAGGCGCUGAGGCUCAACAUAAUGCAGUUGCUGAUGGCCAAGAAAGGGAUGCACCCCCUUGAAGCCCUCAUGUUCCUCGCCCCCGCCUGCGCCUUCUGGAUGCUCCUCUUCGCGGCCUUCACCGAGCUGCCCCGCGCCCUCCACGCGGGCAGCUUCUCGGUAGCUUCCGCGCACCCGUGGCACUUUGCCGCGUCCGCCGUCGCCGGGUUUGCGGUCAACUCGACCGCGUUUGCGGUGGUCGGGUUUUCGUCUGCACUCACGCUCAAGGUGCUGGCCAUUUGCAAGGACGUCGGAUUGGUCGCGUUUGGGGCCCUCGCGCUACAUGAGAAAGUGGGGUCCGGCCAGGCGGCGGGGUAUGCCGUGAGCAUCGCCGGCGUUGCCUGGUACAAUUGGCUCAAGGCGCGUGGCGGCGGCGCCGCGGCCGCGGCGGCGGCAGCUGCGGAGAAGCUGCUGCCGGUCAAGAUCCCCGAGCUGCUGCUCUCGCCCGCUGUCGGCGGCGGCGGCGGCAGCGCGCUGGGCAGAGGUCGCGGCGGCGGCGGCGGCGGCGGCGGCGCGGCGCUGCGGGCGCUGCUGGUGCGCGUGAGCGCGGGCGCGCAGCGGCUGCUGGCCGCAGGCGGCCUGGCGCGGCGGGGACGGCGGUCUGAUGAGGAAGCGGAGGGGCUGCUGGCAGAGCGGCUGCCAACAAUCGUGGAGCGGAUCAGCAUCGAGGGCACCGACGGCCGGGUCUCGGCCGCUUGA
Molecule: messenger RNA, 1449 nt
Organism: Monoraphidium neglectum
Lineage: Eukaryota; Viridiplantae; Chlorophyta; Chlorophyceae; Sphaeropleales; Selenastraceae
Exons: 5
Coding region: 1-1449 (482 amino acids)
Cellular component (GO): Golgi apparatus; endosome; trans-Golgi network
Molecular function (GO): antiporter activity
Source: RefSeq, a predicted model, not a curated record